Messenger RNA from Microtus oregoni (creeping vole), 399 nucleotides. RefSeq names its product pyroglutamylated RFamide peptide (gene Qrfp). Bases 1 to 399 code for a protein of 132 amino acids. The record is from RefSeq and is a predicted model, not a curated record. The transcript has a single exon. Gene Ontology annotation, molecular function: orexigenic neuropeptide QRFP receptor binding. NCBI's taxonomy places the organism in Eukaryota, Metazoa, Chordata, Mammalia, Rodentia, Cricetidae.
AUGAGGAGCCUCUGCUCUUUGCCUUACCUCCUCUUGCUGCCACUGAGUGCCUGCUUUCCCCUGCUGGACAGAAUGGGACCCACAGACGUCGGUGACGUCGGAGCCAAGAUGAGCAGGGUCCACCUGGCUGAGGGACACAGAGCCCACUCAGUGCGAGGUCUUUCCCCGUGGCCGAGAGUACCACAGCCACAGGCCUUGCUUGUGGUGGCCAAGGAACUGCAGGCCUCGCGCAGGGCACACACCGGCUUCCGCCUAGGGAGGCAGGAUGGCGGCAGCCAGGCCGCAGGGUUCCUGCCCACUGACUCAGAGAAGGCCAGCGGCCCCCUAGGCACCUUGGCAGAGGAGCUCAGCAGCUAUAGCAGGAGGAAGGGAGGCUUCAGCUUUCGCUUUGGCCGGUGA